Numida meleagris (helmeted guineafowl) is the source of this 4795-nucleotide messenger RNA. It is a transcript of the gene SLC51B, whose product is annotated as solute carrier family 51 beta subunit. The record is from RefSeq and is a predicted model, not a curated record. Gene Ontology annotation, biological process: bile acid and bile salt transport. Lineage: Eukaryota; Metazoa; Chordata; Aves; Galliformes; Numididae. Gene Ontology annotation, cellular component: plasma membrane. The transcript is spliced from 6 exons. Bases 3794 to 4654 code for a protein of 286 amino acids. Gene Ontology annotation, molecular function: protein heterodimerization activity; transmembrane transporter activity.
AGAAAGGGGUGUUGACACUACAGCCACUGUUUUUCCCUGGCUCCAGCGCAGUGUUCAAGAAGCUAAUGGCUGUGUCCCGCUUUGCACAGCGUUGUUUUAACAGUGAUUAUAGUUUAAAGAAUGUUUUCUUGUAAACUAUGAGGUCAGGAUAAGCACUUAAAGAGCUGUCUUCUCCCAUAAGAUAAGGAUGAAAAUAUUUUAUCAUUCUGCUGGGAACAUUCUUUUCCCCCUUGGGAUGGUGGCUUACUUGUGUAGAACUUCAUUUAAUGUAUAUUGCAUCCAAAAUUCCUUAUACAUCUCAAUCACAAUUUAUCCCAGUGUCUUCAAUGCUAGGAAUUUCUAAAAUACAGCACAGGAGAAUCUGGAAACGAUUUAUAGAUGCCAGUGAAAAAAGAAAGAAGACGUGGAAAUAGAGGGCAGGUGUUGUCAGAAGGAUACACCAAGGAAAGAUCAUUAGGGAAAACGAGAUUUUGUGCCAGAUAGAAUGGUGCUGUGUGCUUUUACUCUCUUGUUCAUAUCUGGCCAUUGUUAGGGUUUUAUUUUUCUCUCUGGCAUAGGUGUCUCCAACUCCACUCUGGUAGAACCAGAAAGUGUAAAUGAGAUAAGUAAAAAAGAUGCCAAGUGAUCCUAACGAUGUCAGUUAUGUACCCUGACAAAAUGAGAAUAGCAAAUAGAGAAAUAAUUUCCUAGUUGAACAUCAACACAUGAAAUUUGAGUGCUCCAGAAAGCUUGAUUCUCUGUUACUUGUGGCAUUCUCUGUUACUGGUGGAGCUCAUGAAAAUCCUCAGUUUGGUCACAUUUAGGCCUCUGCAAUUCCAGCCAGCUCCUCAAGAUGAACAGAUGAAAGAAUAUAGUGAAAAAUAGUAACAAAGAUAAACAAGCGGGUAACAAGGAUGAAGUAAUGGCUUCUGUUCAAGAAGAGAUUAAAGCAACCAGAGUAUUUCUGCUUGGAAAAUAUGUAGGAGAGAGGCAGUCUAGCAGUCUGACCAUAAAUAAUAUGAGGCUGGUAAACAAGAAACAAUUAAUUGUUGCACAAUAACUGAGAUUACAAAAAGUAUUAUCAGGCUCAUACUGGUAUCAGGCUCCACAGGAGAGGAAGCAGUGUUCCACGCAGUGUGUAAUCUGACCACGUAAUUAUCUCAGAUUCUGAGAAUAUUCAAGGUUUCCAAAAGUAGAGAAAGCAGUUCACGGAAGGAAGGCUCGUGGACCGGCCAAGCAUUGCCAGCUUACCCCUAAAGCUUGCUCUCACCGCUAGCAUUAAGAUCUUGCAUGGACCAAACUGAAGACAACAUUCUGUGUCGUGCAGGAGAGUACCAGCUCCCUGGGUGAACCCUGCAUUUAUCACCACCACUUUGUGGCCUUCAGAACAGCCACGUUUGAAUGGCCCAAGAAGCUGGCAAUUCAAACCCAGUGUUAGUUUCUUGCUGUUGGAACUCAGCACAGGAGGCACUGACAGUGCCAGUGGCACAUCUGCAGUGUGUAAAGAGCUUCGCUUUCUGCCUGUCAAGGAGCUUAAACCCUGGAGAAGUAUUCUCAGUUCUGACAGUAGUUAAAGCUCCUGGACAUACUGCAAGUCCACACUGAGUUUUUGCCAGACAUACUCGUGAAAUAAUUAAUGUUUCAUUUGAAAUACUUUUAUAAAGUGGACUUAAAUUCACUUCAACUUUAUAUUCACUCCCAAGUAAUCCAUCCUCAGCUCUCACACAGCUGUAUAAUUCAGUCUACUUUAUGCCUUGCCCAUAGCGUACAUGAAUUUUAACUGACAAUUUAUCUGAAUGUAAAUUUUUAUAGCAGAAUGAAAGCAACAAUGAUUGUUUUGUGAAAAAAAAAAAAAAGAACAGCUUUGCAAAUCUUGCUUUCUUGCUGGUUUUGAACUCUGAUUUUGUGUAUGGAAAAAAAAAAGCCCUGAACGUCUAGUUAUUCUGUAACCAGGCAUUUCAGGUCAAAGACACAGAAGGGUUCAAAAAAGAUAAGCAAAAUUAAAACAUCAAGGUCAGAGAAGCUCUUCUUGAGAGUAGUGAAGACAAAUCCAAUGAGGAAGCAGAACACAAAUCAACGUCCUAUCUACACUUUGCUUCCUUGCCAAAGACACUGAAAGAGUCUCCAAGAAGUAAAUGGAUAUCUCCCAUUAGAGUGCCAGUGUUGUCAAGGGAAGCAUGAAAUAAAACACUCACUGCUGAAGAGAUUGCUUCUGAGCGCCUCCCCAGAGGAUUACUGGGAACAAGAGCCUGCUGUAACCAUAGGAGAACUGGUUUUAUUUCCACGUUCAGUGUGCUGAGUCCUGAAGACACUUUGGCUAUGAGCCUGCAUCCUGCCUCUUUUUGUGGGGGACAAGAAUUGAAACAGGAGCUGCUUUCCUGGUACACUGAUACAUUUCACUGCCCCAUGCCACCCCACUCUGGCUGUUGGGUUUGGAAGUGGUGCAGCAGGGCAUCGGGGGUCUCCUGUGCAAGAGGAACCAUCGUGCACCUCUUUCCUUGCACAUUUUUCAAAGGCAGUGAGCGAGGGAGUUUGGUUAUGUAGCUUGUGGGACCACUUGCUGUCCCAUCACUGUGUGCCCAGCAUAAAGAAAGGCUCACAAGGAUGACAGCUAUGGAAACAUCUCUCCUAGUGUGGUGGCAUUUUUUAAACAGUCCACCUUGAAAUGAGAAAGAACAAGAGGAUGAUUUACAGCAUGGUGUGACAUCCUGCCCUGACCUGUCUCCCCCUGCGUCUGGGAGCUCUUGUUUCCCAGAGAACAUGGUUCUGAGUGAGAGCUCUGACCCGAGCCCUGCCAGGCUGACACUGAACAGCAGAACAUCUCCCUCUGGGGAGGAUGCAUGUCUGCGGGAUGAAGUUUCACAGGGGCAGCCAGAGGAAACUCUCAGUCGGAUGUGGAGUGGGAUUCAAAAGAUUAAUCACUCUGGAACAGGGCAGCAGUGCCAAAGAUGCUUUGUUUCAAGCUGGAAAACACCCAGGACAAGACAAGCGUAUAGAGAUUGUGCCUAUCUCCCACUAAGCUUCAGCUCAGCAGUGCUAACUGUGUGCAUGAAGCCCAUCCCUGAGCUUGGUGUGCCAUAUGCAGCUCUAUCCAUGGGUCGCACAGUGCAGUGAGGCUGUGUUGAAAAGGAAUCCUCCUUCCCAAAUGUGCCUGGCACAGAAAUGCUGCACAUCAGCCUUAUCAGGCUGCAAAGCCUCUUAGCAGCCUGUUGGCUUUGCUAACUCACUCACCAGUACCUGUAAAAGAAGCGUGGCACCAUCUCUUUGUCUACAAAACCAGACAGUCUCUAAGAUGCUCUGGGAGUCUCAGAAUGACCAUUCUUUAAAAAAAAAAAAAAAAGCCUAGUGUCUGGUUUAUCAGGACACAUUUCCUCUAUGCAACUAGGGCUGGGCCAGGCAGAACGAACAGUAUCACUCAUUUUAACCCCAGGGUAACUGACUGCAGCGUCAUUUACUCGGCGUGCUCUUUUAAUACUGAUUAUGCCAAUAGCCUGAGCAAAUAAACUGGAAGUUCCUGGUGGUUCAUUCUUUGGGGAAAGGUCAUUCACCCCGUGCUGUGCAUGGCCCCACUAAAGAGGUGUGUUUCUUCAGGGGCUGGGGCGAACCUCAUCUUUUGGACUCCCUUCACAGGUGACUCAGAAGCAGAAUGAAUCACAGCGCGUAGCACUCCGAGAGGACGGGACCUGGUCGCUGUAGGAAGGAGCUGACAGGUGCUCGAGGAGACGUCUUCACAUGGUGGGGCUUGAAGACAUGGCAUCUGCAGACUGAAGAAACACUGGUGAAGUCGUGAUCUAUCCCAGCUGCACAGACAAAUAUGAAGUUACUCUGGAUAGUCUCAUUUUUCCUGCUGCAAGACACUGAAGCUUUCCUGCUGCAGAAUGCUAAAAUCAAGCAGUGUUUACAAGCCAGCCCAACGGAUGGGAAUUUACUGCUGGCGGACUGUAAUUCAGCAUCAGAUUUCCAGGACUGGUUUUGGCAAGGAGAUUCUUUGAGGAAUCACGGCACGCAGAGCUGCCUCUCCGUGGUGGAAGCCAACAGAGUGCAGACAAGUCCCUGUGACAGCGUGGGCUUCAUGGGCUGGGACUGCUCCAAUUUGCUGCUCUCUCCUCUGGGCGGCAGCCAGGGCUACCUGGUGGCAAGCAGGAAAGGAGUCACGCUCGAUAACGUCAGAGGUCUCAAGGCUCAGUGGCAAAGUGCUGCAGAGAGGAGCGUGUGCAAGGAGAAAGCAGCACAAUACAGCUACUUCUCCGCAGCCCUUACCAGCACACAUGUGUAUGACCACACGGCAUACAGCGCUAUCCUUGAGCUGGGUAUAGAGCCAGAAAAGCUGGAGGAGCUGCUGUGGUUCUUCCGCAGAGAAGACCCAUCAGCGUGGAAUUACUCCAUCCUUGCGCUUUCCUUCGUGGAAACAAUUUUGGGUUUUGUCCUUCUGGCCAUUAACAUUUCACGAAACAGGAAAAGGAAGAUCCUCAUGUAUAAAGAAGCAGCGCAAGCUGCCCAGAAUUCUGAGCUGGAAAGCAAGCAAGCCCUGCUAACAGUGCCGGAAUACAGCCCCGAAAGCCUGCCAAAGCCAGAGCUGCUGCCGCAGGAGGAGAGAUCAGGAGAGGUGCUGGUUCAGUGGAAGGAUGGGACUGUCACUACUCUGUACAAGGAGACGGCCGAGGACGCCAUGUAACAGCCGAUGUCAAACUGCCCCGGGGCAGCUCAGCCCUACGGAACCUAUCAGAAUGUCUCAGUUCACAGCGACUGAAGAUCGAAAAGUUGAAAAAUGCAUUUUAGCCUGGAAAAAAAAAAAAAAACAAACACCAAAAGGAAA